Pistacia vera is the source of this 1335-nucleotide messenger RNA. Its product is annotated as protein GRAVITROPIC IN THE LIGHT 1. The transcript has a single exon. Lineage: Eukaryota; Viridiplantae; Streptophyta; Magnoliopsida; Sapindales; Anacardiaceae. The record is from RefSeq and is a predicted model, not a curated record. Gene Ontology annotation, biological process: response to red or far red light; negative gravitropism. Bases 1 to 1335 code for a protein of 444 amino acids.
AUGGAAUGUGCCACCAUUACUAGACCCUCAAAACCCCCUUCGAAUAUAUCCGAGAUCGUCUGCAAAUUUGCGAAAGUUUGCAGGAUUAGAUCCAUCGGUGUGUUUUACUCUGAAAUCUCUAAUCACCACAAUCCAAACAACAUUAAUGUCUCCAUGACUAUGAGCGAAGAUGGGAGUGAUAACAAAGUUGAAGAGACAGAAUGUGGUGGUGUCAAAGUCCAUCCGCAACCCAUUGAAGUUCGUUGUAAGAGUAAUGAAUGUGGUGACAUGGAGAUUAUGAAGUUAUUUGAGAUUGUUUCUAAAUUGAAAUUAGCUUAUGUUCAGCUUCAAGAAGCUCACAUUCCUUAUGACCCAGAAAAGAUUAAAGCUGCUGAUGAACUUGUUGUGGCUGAGCUUGAAGCACUGUGCAAGACCAAGCGAAUGUACAAGGAGAAGCAACUAACAAAAGUCAAGUUCGAUUCUUCUUGUUCUGAUGUUCUAAAAGCAGAGAUUGAAGUCAAUGAGAAGAUAUUACAAAAGUUGAAGUCCCAAGUUGAAGUGAAAGAAUCGGAAAUUUUUCAUUUGCAACAAGAACUGCAAGAUUUGCAUUUGAGGAAUGCCAUUAUGGCUGAUAAGAUUACACAGCAAAGUCUUGAAACAAAUAAUGUGAGGGUUUUGGAUGUAAAAAUGUUUGAGGAUAGCUUCAAAGCAGCCUCAAAGUCCAUUCAUGAGUUUGCGAAGCCAGUCAUUAGCUUAAUGAAAGCUUCAGGUUGGAAUUUAGACCUUGCCGCAACCUCAAUUGAAGCUGCUGUUGCUUAUUCCAAGAGGUGCCACAAGAAGUAUGCAUUUGAAGCCUACAUUGCAAGAAGGAUGUUUCAUGGGAUGUCUCUUCAUUCGUAUAAUGUGCAUGAUAUCAUGAAGUUUGAUGAUCCGUUCGUAUAUCUGGUACAUAAACCGGAUUCAGAUUUUGCGAAAUUCUGCAGAAAGAAGUAUCUUUUAGUAGUUCAUCCGAUGAUGGAAGCUUCAUUCUUUGGCAAUUUGGACCAGAGGGUUUUUGUAUCGAGUGGCAAGAAUCCAAGAACACCAUUUUAUCAAAUAUUUGUGAAGAUGGCGAAGUGGAUUUGGAUUUUACAAGGGAUUGCAUCCUCAAUUGAUCCCAAAGCGAAAAUAUUUGUUGUGAAUAAGGGAUGCGAAUUCUCAAAUGUUUGCAUGGAAUCAGUUGAGGAGUUAUCUGAAGGCACAGCUGGGAAUGGUGAAGAACAAACCAGUUGCAAAGUUGAGUUUAUGGUAAUGCCUGGGUUUAGAAUUGGAGAUACAUUGGUGAAGUCACAGGUUUAUAUAUCGAGGAUGAAUUAA